CCCGGGUCCGGACCCCGCAGCCAUGCGCUCCCCGCAGCUGCCCGGGCUCGCGCUGCCGCUGCUGCCGCUGCUGCUGCUGCCGCCCGCGGCCUGCUCCCUGCGCGUGGGCGCGCCCUACGACCCGACCUGGGAGUCCCUGGACCGCCGCCCCCUGCCCGCCUGGUUCGACGAGGCCAAGUUCGGCAUCUUCGUCCACUGGGGCGUGUUCUCCGUGCCCAGCUUCGGGAGCGAGUGGUUCUGGUGGUAUUGGCAAAAAAAACAGAUUCCAGAGUAUGUGGACUUUAUGAAAAAUAAUUAUCCUCCUGAUUUUACAUAUGAAGAUUUUGGACCAUUAUUUACAGCAAAAUUUUUUAAUGCAAGUCAAUGGGCAGAUCUUUUUCAGGCUUCUGGUGCCAAAUAUGUUGUCUUAACUUCCAAACAUCAUGAAGGCUUCACCUUGUGGGGUUCAAAGUAUUCAUGGAACUGGAAUGCUGUGGAUGAAGGACCAAAGAGGGACAUCGUUAAGGAGCUUGAGGUCGCUGUUAGGAACAGAACCAACCUACGCUUUGGACUCUACUAUUCCCUCUUUGAGUGGUUUCAUCCGCUUUUCCUCGAGGAUGCUUCCAGUUUAUUCUCCAAGCGACAAUUCCCAGUUUAUAAGACCCUGCCUGAGCUUUACGAAUUAGUGGUCAGGUAUCAGCCGGAGGUCCUGUGGGCAGAUGGCGAUGGCGGAGGGCCCAAUUCCUACUGGAACAGCACAGGCUUCUUAGCCUGGCUCUAUAAUGACAGCCCAGUUCGAGACACAGUUGUCACCAAUGACCGUUGGGCAGCUGGUAGCAUAUGUAAGCAUGGUGGCUACUACACCUGCAGUGACCGCUACAAUCCAGGACAUCUUCUGCAACAUAAAUGGGAAAACUGCAUGACAAUAGACAAGUUGUCUUGGGGCUUUCGGAGGAAUGCUGGACUCUCUGACUAUCUCACAAUUGAAGAACUGGUGAAGCAACUUGUCGAAACAGUUUCAUGUGGAGGAAAUCUUUUGAUGAAUAUUGGACCUACACAAGAUGGUAUCAUAUCUGCAAUUUUUGAGGAGCGGUUGAGGCAGAUGGGAAGUUGGCUCAAAGUCAAUGGAGAAGCCAUUUAUGAAACCCAAACUUGGAGAGCCCAGAAUGACACUCUCACCCCAGACUUGUGGUACACAUCCAAACGUAAAGAAAAAUUGGUCUAUGCCAUGUUUCUAAAAUGGCCUGAGUCAGGAAAACUGUUUCUUGGACAACCUAAAGCUACUCUGCAGGCCACAGAGGUGAAACUCCUGGGGCAUGGACAGCCACUUCAUUGGACACCUUUGAAGCAAACUGGCAUUGUGGUAGAACUGCCACCGCUCACCAUUAAAGAGAUGCCUUGUCAAUGGGGCUGGGCCCUGGUACUAACAAAUGUGACCUAAGUUGCAGGGAAAUGGAUUCUACUGUGGGUAAAGAGAAAAUUGCUUCAGAAAAGUCCAGUAACUAUUUAGGCAGUUAAGUCUUCUUCCCUUGGAUCCCCCAAUCCUAUUGCCCUGCCCCCAGAUCACCCCCUUUACCCACAAAAUUAACUGCUUUGAACUCCAUAGUGCACUUUGUUAUGAAAAUCUUUCCAUUUUGGGCUUAUUCGCAAGGGUGAUUUGGAAGUGAGAAGUUUGGGAAAGAAGCUAGGAAGUGGCCGUAUUAAGGACUGUGUGUGUUUCUUGCCAAACUCAUCUGUUGAAGUCCUACUACCAAAAUGAAUGGAUUUGGAUAUAGACCAGGAAAGAGAAUCUCCUGUGAAAUGAAGUGUAGGGCCUUUAUCUAACAGGACUCAGGUCCAUUUGAAAGGAAGAAACAGGAUAGAAGCACACAGAGUGAAGACCACGUGAGAAUUCAGAGAACAAGUUCCAAGUCACAUCUGCCAACACCUUGAUCUUGUGCUGCCAGCCUCCAGAAGAGGAAAUAAAGGGCUAUAUUUGGGGACAGAAAAAGUACAGCAGGUAGGGCACUUGCCUUCCCUGCAGCCCACUUCUGUUCCAUGUACAUCACCUCACAAUGUCCUUGAACCCCAUCAGGAAUGAGCCCUGAGCACAAGGCCAUAAGUAAAACUUGAACACUACUGGUUGCUAUAAAUAUAAAUAAAAACAAUCAACCACCAAAAA
Molecule: messenger RNA, 2140 nt
Organism: Suncus etruscus (white-toothed pygmy shrew)
Lineage: Eukaryota; Metazoa; Chordata; Mammalia; Eulipotyphla; Soricidae
Gene: FUCA2
Product: alpha-L-fucosidase 2
Exons: 7
Coding region: 23-1420 (465 amino acids)
Biological process (GO): glycoside catabolic process; fucose metabolic process
Cellular component (GO): lysosome
Molecular function (GO): alpha-L-fucosidase activity
Source: RefSeq, a predicted model, not a curated record